Nasonia vitripennis (jewel wasp) is the source of this 1906-nucleotide messenger RNA. RefSeq lists its product as uncharacterized. The transcript is spliced from 10 exons. The coding region runs from base 677 to 1519 and encodes 280 amino acids. The record is from RefSeq and is a predicted model, not a curated record. NCBI's taxonomy places the organism in Eukaryota, Metazoa, Arthropoda, Insecta, Hymenoptera, Pteromalidae.
CGAUGCGCCGCCGCGGCAGUGAGGCGCGCUCUCUUCAUUGGCGGAGCUUGAACACUACGGUCGAUCGCGCGUGAUCGGUCGCAUUCGCCACUACGUGUGCUGACAGUACAGUAUUUAGGCGAGUAUAAGUAUAAUCACGUAGCGUAGAGUCUGUUGAUGGCCGAUAUAAUCUGCGACGCAGUUGUUGCACCGCAUCGUCGCGCAAAAAGAAAAUAAUUGUUUUAUGCGCGAUACCAUUAUUGAGUUUGAUUAUUCUAUAAACAUGCAAACAAUUGAUGCUGUUUUAUCGUUUCUCGCUUAGUACAAAUUAAAAUUUCGUCUUCCCGUCUACUUUGGUUUUCCUUCGUUACGAAAUGCAUGAACCAGGCAUAAUUACUUCAAUAAAGAUUUGUUUUUCAUUUGUUUACUCGAAUGAAUAUUGACUAUGUGACACAUAUGGAGAAGCUGCCAAGAAAGCGGAAUUUGCAGAGGAUACGUCAGAUUUAAAUGGCGAAUACGAGAAACUUGUAGAUCCAAAAAAUCGCAAAAACCUUAAAGAAGGGCGCUAGAGUCUUCCGAUGAUAAUGGCGAUGACGAAUUGGAGACAAGCAGCAGAAAAAAUAUCAAACAGGAUGAAAUUUCAACACCAUUUUCAACUAUAGCAUCCUUGCACGAUGUGCCAACUCCACCAAAGCAAAUGUUAAUUGAUACACAACAAAAGGAUAAUGUAGAAGAUAUCAAACAGGAGGAAGAUAAUGCACAUGAACCCGCACAGGAAUCUGACGAAGAUGAACAAGAGUCAAAGAAACAAGAUGCUGAAGUAGAUAAAAAAGCUAAUGAAAGCGAGAAGCAAGGGCAUGUUGGAGCAGGAGUUCAUAAUUUCUUAUCGGCAUUAGACGCCGUAAGUGAAGAAGACGACAUGUCACAAGCUGCACAUGAUGAUACUGGACCUUCCAAUAAACCUACAGAGCAGUCGGCAGGAUCAAAUUCCGACAUAGAGAGUAAUGUCGAUCAUAAUGAAAAUAGCAGGAAAAAAAAGAAAUGGACAGUACCGAAAAAAAAUAAUGCAGGUACUCUAAUUUUCCCGAUAACACCAUCAAAAGAGUUUCAAUCCCAUCUAGUCAAAGUUAAAAAGAUUCAGCAGAGUAAUGUAAAUAUCGAAAAAUUAAAAUUAAGCAUCUCUGACCGGAAGAACGAGAGUACAGAUAGAGGCUCUACGGCCAGUUCGGCAAGAGACAAUGUAAAUCUCAAAAAUCCUGCACCGAUUACAUCUGCAAGUACUAUUAUUAAUGAUGAUGUGCAAGCACCUAAAGGAAAUAAUGAAGGCGAUAAGCAAGAUUAUGCUACACUUGGAGUCGGUGGCUUCUCAUCGGCACUAGACGUCUUAAGUAACGAUCCGAAUUUGUCGAAAAAUCAAUCGACGUUCAGCGAUGUUAAUGAUGGGCAGGAAGUAGAUUUUCAGAAGAUGAGCAAAGAAAAGAUUAUUCAAGUAGAUACUCCCUCAAUCAACGUAAAAAGCAGUCGUCAGGAUCAAAUUUAAAAAAAAAGAAUGCAAACGGAAAUCCUGUACCCCGUACAUCUGCAAGUACUACUAUUAGCAAGGAUUCAAAUACAAAUAGUAAAGAAAAAACUCCGAGCAAGAAAAUUGCAGCAUUUGACAAAAGUGGGAUACUAACAGUGGCUCAAAUCAAUAGUUUGUCUGACAGGGACUUAAUCGUUCAUUCAAUAUUGCUGAUGCAGACGAUUCUAACAAAUCAGAUCAGAAAAAAGUUAACGAAGGUACGAAGACUACGCGCUUUGAGGAGAAAACAAAUGAAUUAUUUGAUAUAGGAAUACUGAUCAAAGAGAAAUUUCCUUUGCGCUCAAGGCACAGUUUGAUGUAUUCAACAAUCAUUUGAAGACCGACAAUGAAUUCAGAAUGAGAUUU